CUUUCUCCGUUCCCAGUUAGGGUCCUUUGGAGCUUCUUGUGCUCAGAAUCACCUCCCCACCCCCAUCUGCACACUCAGCCUUUCCCCGGCUAUUUAAAGUCGGUUCAGAGUCCGGGCCAUUCCUUUCCUGGCCACUUGCUGCUCUCUUGUGCUCAAGACACCUUCUGUCUUUGCCGCACCAAGCCAGCCAUGACUUCCUCCACGGCUGGACACCCCAUCUUUCUGGAAGGAGAAAACUGCAAGCCCUCCUGGAAAGAGGCGUCUGCAGGCUAUGACCAGACAGACACCCACUUGGAGAUCCUGGGGAAGCCAGUGAUGGAGCGGUGGGAAACCCCCUACAUGCAUUCCCUUGCUACCGUGGCAGCCUCCAAAGGGGGCCGUGUGCUGGAAGUGGGCUUUGGCAUGGCCAUUGCUGCCAGCAAAAUCGAGGAGUUCAACAUUGAGGAGCACUGGAUUAUCGAAUGCAAUGAGGGGGUGUUCCAGAGACUGCAGGAGUGGGCCAAAACGCAGCCACACAAGGUCGUCCCCCUGAAGGGGCUGUGGGAAGACGUCGUCCCAACCCUGCCUGAUGGACAUUUUGACGGAAUCCUCUACGACACCUACCCCCUGUCCGAGGACACCUGGCACACACACCAGUUUAGCUUCAUCAAGGGUCACGCGUAUCGCCUGCUCAAACCCAGCGGCGUCCUCACUUACUGCAACCUGACUUCUUGGGGGGAACUGCUCAAGAGCGAGUAUUCCGACAUCGAGAAGAUGUUUCAGGAAACACAAGUGGCGCAGCUGGUGGAGGCUGGCUUCAAGAAGGAGAACAUCCACACCACUGUCAUGGAUUUGGUCCCUCCGGGUGACUGCAGAUACUACUCCUUUCCCAAGAUGAUCACCCCCACCCUCAUCAAAUAAGAUCAACCUGCAACCCCAGCCCAGUCGCCCGAUUACGCUGAGACAGGAUGGAACAGAAAGUGCCCCCGAGCACAGACUGGACAGAAGAAAAGGGAAGAACCUCCCUUCAGCAUCUGGAGAAACAGAUGUUCAAGAGGAGGCACUGAGCACGGCCUACUCACUUGUCAAAGCGAGCGGAUUCAUUGCAACUGCGUUUCCCGACCUCCUCCGUCUACUAACUGGACUAGCACUGCAACUGAGUUACUGACAAAUUCUGGGGCGCAAGUUAACCUGCCCUUUGGGGAUCCUUGCCAGGUUUUGGCAGUGCAGUUGCAAGACCCAAUGGGGAAUACACUUAUUUUGACAA
This is a messenger RNA of Heteronotia binoei (common prickly gecko), 1246 nucleotides long. It is a transcript of the gene GAMT, whose product is annotated as guanidinoacetate N-methyltransferase. The transcript has 6 exons. Gene Ontology annotation, molecular function: guanidinoacetate N-methyltransferase activity. The record is from RefSeq and is a predicted model, not a curated record. Gene Ontology annotation, cellular component: cytoplasm; nucleus. NCBI's taxonomy places the organism in Eukaryota, Metazoa, Chordata, Lepidosauria, Squamata, Gekkonidae. The coding region runs from base 190 to 900 and encodes 236 amino acids. Gene Ontology annotation, biological process: creatine biosynthetic process.